Suillus fuscotomentosus is the source of this 816-nucleotide messenger RNA. RefSeq lists its product as uncharacterized. The transcript has 2 exons. The coding region runs from base 1 to 816 and encodes 271 amino acids. Lineage: Eukaryota; Fungi; Basidiomycota; Agaricomycetes; Boletales; Suillaceae. The record is from RefSeq and is a predicted model, not a curated record.
AUGGCGCAACAGUCACAAGUUUGCAAACUUACAUUGCAACUCAUGAAGAGGAAGGACAAAUAUGCGCCAUUUGGUCCUUUACCGAAUACUCAAGAUAUCGAAAAUUUCGAGAAAACAGGAGCAGGUGGCCCAACUCUUGACAACUUUAGAGUGAAUAUCCUUGGAAAGCUGGCGGAUAAAUGGAAUAAGACAGUUGCUCAACUCUUUGCCGCUUACUUUGUGGAAUCCGGAUGGUUCUCAUGUGCAGAUGUUGAUGCUGUAGCUCAAGCAUUUAAGAGGCAUAUUCCUGCACUUCAGAGACAGUACAAGUGCUCAUGCCAGACUGAGGAUGAGUGCCCAGAAGACGAACUUGACAUAGGGGAGGCAGAGGCGGCAGAUGCGAGACGGCGAUCACUUCGCACUUGUCGCGCUGAGUCCUGCAAUGUUCAUCGAGGUGUUCGGAAAUUUAAAGGGCUAUGGGAGUUGCUCACUUACGAGGUCAUGAGUGGUGAUGAAGCAGAACACCGUAGAGGCAAAACUCGUUAUCUGGUCACCAAGAUGCCUUGGCGCAGUCCUGAGGUCACAGAUUUUCUACGAGUGUUUGAUAUGUUACACCUAUCGACUCGUUUCAAGACUAAUGGGGGGGCUCGCCGGGGGGCUUUCCCCCAUCGCAGAUACCCUUCAUCUUGUAUCGAUACGAAGACUAGCCCGGUUCCAGGUCUUCCCAAGAACUUUUAUGAUGAGAUUUGGUUUGCAUCUCUGAAUGCAGUAGAGCAAAAGGCAUUGCGAUCCCUCCCAUCAGUUGAUAUUACGCUCCCUGCUGCAGUUCUUACGUGA